AUGUCGAGCCGCAAAAGAAAGCGAGUUAAAUUUCAAAAACAAAUAAAUGAGGCAAAUUUUUAUGAAGAAGUUGAAGAAAAGUCAUCAACUCGUAAAGCUCCAAGAACUCGUAGUAGAAAAGAAGUUAAUAAUAUUAAAAACCCGGUUAUAGUAGGACGUAAAACUCGUGAGAAAGAAGUCAAGGAUAGACAAAUGGUAGUAAAAGUUAAUAUAAAUAAUAAUGAAAUUCCAAAAACCCGUGGGAAAGGAGCACGAUUGAAGAAAAAUAAUAUCCAGGAUGAACACGAGGAUUAUGAAGAAAAUGAUAUUAAAGAUGAAGAUGAUGAAGAAUAUCGAUUAGAAGAUGAUGAAAACGAUGACGAAGAAGAAGAAUAUAUAGAUGAUGAACAAGAGCAUUAUUCAGAUUCAUCAUCAGAAUUAAUUGCGCACAAAAAGCCAUAUUACGGAGGUCGUAAAAAACUUCCGCAACGUGCUGCAACUACACAAAAAAUUGAUUAUUCUGUUAAUCAUUAUUAUCAUGAUUUUCAAGAUUAUUUCUUUACCAGAUUAGAUGAUGAUGAUUAUAACGACGAACCUAAAAGGAAAAAAUCUUUGUCUAUGCCAACAAGAAAAAGAUCUUCUGAUAAUGAUUAUUCUGAUAUUUCAUCUCAAGAUGAAAAAAAUCUCAAAUCUACUCCUAAGAGAACUCGCAGAAAAAAGUUACCUCAACGUGGAUCAAAAGAAAAAAACAUUGAUUAUUCCGAAAAUAAAUAUUACAGGCAAUUUGAUUCUGCUAUGAAUGCUAAGUUUUGGUCGGAUAAAUUAUCAAAUGACGAAAACAAUGCAAGUGAUACUGAUAAAAAUCGUAGUAAUAGUAACAAGAAAAGCCAAAUAUCAUUUGCUAUACCAAGUACACCUACAUCUAAUAAAACUAGUUGA
This is a messenger RNA of Funneliformis geosporum, 918 nucleotides long. The record is from the annotation of a GenBank genome assembly. Lineage: Eukaryota; Fungi; Glomeromycota; Glomeromycetes; Glomerales; Glomeraceae.